CGUAUUUUCCUCCCCUCCGCUGCCUGCCUGCCUGCCUGCCUGCCUUAACACUGAGACACACUCGAAAUAAACAAGCGCAAAAACGGGAGGGGGGAGCCGCUGCAGGGACCCGCUCCGGCGUCACGCUUAUCACCGGCCGAUAGACGGUGGGGUCUUCCACCUAUAAGUUGCCAUCAGUGAAGCCCCAAACCUCUCGUCAGUCCCUGGCUCCACUGAGCCCCGUAUCAAUGUAAACUUUUUAAUACCCGCGCCGCAGACGCCGAGCGACGAGGCGAGGAGGAUUUCCCCCCAAAACCUCCAGCUAGAGACAGAAGUGGACCCAUGGACAAGUCCCGCUCUCCUCCUUCCCCCAUGCCUGGUCUAUAGUCACCUUCUCACUCGCUCCCCACUCUCAGCCAUUUGACCGACCCUCCCCACCCCGUGGCCACACCAUGGCCAGCAAGAGGAAGUCCACGACCCCUUGUAUGAUCCCUAGCAAGAUCCGCCCCUCAGAGGAGCACGAACAGGAAUCUCCUGUUCUUCUCCGCCAGUCCAGGAUCUCUGGAGGGGGCAGACAAAGCCCACUCGACCCCGGAGAGUCUUCCAAACCACAGGCGGGAGACGAUGUCAAAGACGGUGGUGGCACGUACACGUGUAAGCCUUGUAACUUUGAAACCCACGACCUUAACUUGUUCUUGGAUCACGUCUACACUGGACACCCGGACUUCCGUUCGGACCCGUGCUUUUUUUGUGUAAGCUGCGGCGUAUCCGCGCCCAAGUUUGAGGGCCUGGCCCUGCACAAUGCCAGGGUUCACCCCAGCACUUUGAACACCACUCUGCAUUUGAGGAAGGAAAACAGGAGGCUGGUGGUGGAGCAGAAUCUAGUGACUGGGACAGAGCCGGGUAAAGACAGUGAGAUUUCUAUCACCAAAACCCCAAUCAUGAGGAUGCUUAAGGGCAAAUCUGAGCCUAAACGGAUUGUGGUGUCCCACCCGGUCUCUGACGAGCCCUCCUCAGACCCGCACUCUAUGUCUGUGUCUAGAGAGACUGAGAGGAAAGAGGCUGCUGCGGUCACCGUCACACAUGUCUCCACAAUUGUCCAAAAUGGAACGAGUAAGGUCACGCUGCCCUCUGCGAUCCAGAUAGUCAACGGCUCAGGAGCUCUACCGAUGCUGAAGACACCCAUCACACAGGUGGUUUCAGUAGUUCAAAGCAGAAACCUUCAUCAUUCUGCACCAAUCACUGCUUCAAAUGUUUCCUCCACUUCCUCAAAUUCAUCCUCAAAAAAUCUCCCCAAGGUGAUGAUUCCUUUGAGCAGCAUCCCUACCUACAGUGCCUCCAUGGACUCAUCUUCCUUCUUGAAGACCUCCUUUAGUAAGUUCCCGUACCCCACGAAGGCUGAGCUCUGCUACCUGACCGUGGUCACAAAGUUCCCCGAGGAGCAGAUAAAGAUCUGGUUCACAGCCCAGAGACUGAAGCAGGGCAUCAGCUGGUCCCCAGAGGAGAUCGAGGAAGCCAGGAGGAAGAUGUUCAACACCAUCAUUCAGACGACGCCUUCCACCUCGCAUAACCAGACUCACCACAGCCCAGCUCAGCACACGAUCACUGUCCUGCCGGCCUCGCUGGGGGCCGCGGGGAUCCCUCACAUCCUGCAGGGAUCUCUUGUAAGCCAGGGAGGGGUUAUUGUCACGCAGCCCGUAAUGGCAAAUGGUAUCCAGGUUAGCAGCGCUCCUGUGGCCCUGGCUGUAACACCGAAGCCCCAGGCAGCAGCCCGGCCCAUGAUGCAGGCCCGACCGGCUGCGGCCCUGGUGGCUGAUAAAGGCAUCAGCAUGGUGGUGGGGACAGUGGGCAGCAGCAGCAGCACGGGGAGUCACAUCAUUAGCAGCAGUAAUAGUAGUAGGAGUGGGGGAGGGGGCGCUAGCAGUAUUAUCGGUAGCAGUCAAGCUAGUGUCAUCAACCUUAGUCUAGGAAGUAGUAAUUAUAGUAACGCACCGGCGAGCAGUGUCAAUGGUAAACACACCAGAGCUAAUGCCGAUUCCAAUGACAAGAGCAAUAUUAACGUUACCAGCCAUGUAAACGCUAAGAACACUGAUGCCAGCAAAGCCAACAACACCAGCAUCGCGCAGAGUGACGACGACAUCGCCGCAGAAAGCAAAAAUGCCGCCGACAGGAAAGCGGGCAGUGACGGACAGAAGAGCAAAGAUACAAACGGUAGCAGCAAGAGACAUGACUCAACGAGCACAAGCACAGAUGAUGUCGACCGCUCCGCCAGCGACUCCCCAAACAUCAGGAUGGAGGACGCUUCUUCCCCCGCCUCCAAGUCCUCCUCCCCCUCCCCCGUGGGGCUGCCGGGCUCCCGGACGCCCAUUAACGCAUUCCUGGACCCGACCUUCUACAAGGGCAAGAAGUCUCAGGAGCAGCUCAGCGCUCUGAAGGACAGCUUUGUGGCGAACCAGUUCCCUGACCAGGAGGAGGUGGACCGGCUCAUCUCUCUGACCGGCCUCACGGUCCGAGAGGUCCGCAAGUGGUUCAGUGACCGGCGAUACCACUUUCGCAACCUCAAAGGGUCACGCUCCAGCACGGGAGGGUCCGGUAAGGGAGGGUCUGGAACAGGGGGCAGUUCCGAUAAGUUGGGGGGCGGCGGCGUUGAUGGCUCCCACCCCGUGGACCUGUCGGAGAGCAGCAGCAACUCUGGUUCCAAAACGCCCCAGCACAGCUCCGACCCCCUCAGCCCGACCGCGUCACAGACUCCCACCUCUCCCACCACACCCUCCCGCAGACUCCCCAGACCACCGUCUCCUGAUUUCACAGCUAUCCGCUACAAGGAGAGGGAACCCCACCAGGUGAAGGCCCUAGAGGCCAGUUUUGUCCAGAACCCCGACCCAUCAGGAGAGGAAGUGGACAGGUUACGAUCUGAGACCAAGAUGACCAGAAGGGAGAUCCAUGGCUGGUUUGCCGAGAGGAGGAAGAGAGUAGCUGCUGAGAAAAAGAAAGAGGAGGCCGAGCGCGCUUUGAGGGAGGAGGAGGACGAGGAGGAGGUGGACGGAGAGCAGAGACAGAGGGACGAGGGUUUGGGAGAACUGAAAGUCAACCCCAUUAAAAUAAAUUUAAAAAUGCUGAAGGUGACCGAGGCCAACGGCAAACCGGAGGGUGAAGGCUCGGACAACCCGGUCGCGCCAACUCAGUCCGGCAAAACGUCUGCAUCCUCUCCGGGGUCCACCUCAUCCUGCACCCCCAAACCCUCCACUCCCACCCCAACGCCCAAACCAUCCAACUCCCCCAAACCCACGGCCACCAGAGGCAAGAAGACGGCCGAGCAGGUUCACCUCCUCAAACAGGUCUACGCCCGCACCCAGUGGCCCAGCGCCACCCAGUACGACGAGCUGAUCUCGGGCACCGGGCUGCCCCGACCCGAAGUGGUGCGCUGGUUCGGGGACUCGCGUUACGUGCAGAAGAACGGUCAGCUCAAAUGGCUGGAGUCGUACCAGGACAUGGCUCUGGAGGAAGAUUUGCAGAAGGGGAACGCCGCGGUCCUCCAGGCUCACCUCGACCUCCACGGCAGGCUGGAAGAAUCCCAGUUGCAGGACCUGGCGCAGAGUAGCGGUUUAACCGCGGACCUGGUCCGACGUUGGUUCUGCACCAAGGCGUCUCUGCCCAGGAUGGAGCAAACCGCCGCUGCUCAGACACCAGGAGCGGGACCGGUUACACCAGACGUGGCAGUCGAGCCACGAACAACGGGAGCCUCCCCUCUGGAGCCGCAGCCAGGAGGCGGGACGGAGGAGAAAAUGGAGCAGUCGGUGUGCGGUGUCGCAACAGAAGCAGAGGAGGCCAACGCUGACAAGACUGUGAACGCUGCUAAAGGAAGUGACUGAAGAGGCCUUUUGUGUGAGACGGACGCAGGUGGUCUUCGUCGCGGGAGCUUCAACUAAAAGACGGCAGAUGUGAUUGUAACAGGAUCGCCGGGUGGAAACGGAUCUCGAAACCCUCCCCGUUCAUCCAUCUCUCUAUCCCUCCUUCUCACUCACACCCCUAGAGGUAGGCAUGACCUCCCCUGCUACGUGAGAUGGACGCUAAAGCCACUAACCACCCCCUCCCCCCCUUACAACUCCCCUCCACUCCGCUCACCCAUCAACCCGCUCCCUUCUCCCGUUCCGUCUAGACCCUCCUCUGCACACACUAUCCAUUCUCCCGGGCCGCCAUUUUCCCUUCACAAGGAAGUUUCCAGUGGAGACUGAAUUGGAGGAGGAGGAGGAGGAGGAGGAGGUGGUGC
Molecule: messenger RNA, 4249 nt
Organism: Mugil cephalus (flathead mullet)
Lineage: Eukaryota; Metazoa; Chordata; Actinopteri; Mugiliformes; Mugilidae
Gene: zhx3b
Product: zinc fingers and homeoboxes 3b
Exons: 7
Coding region: 432-3851 (1139 amino acids)
Biological process (GO): regulation of transcription by RNA polymerase II
Cellular component (GO): nucleus
Molecular function (GO): DNA binding; DNA-binding transcription factor activity, RNA polymerase II-specific
Source: RefSeq, a predicted model, not a curated record